Messenger RNA from Emericellopsis cladophorae, 3354 nucleotides. RefSeq names its product putative transcriptional regulatory protein -like protein. The record is from RefSeq and is a predicted model, not a curated record. The coding region runs from base 1 to 3354 and encodes 1117 amino acids. The transcript has 5 exons. Gene Ontology annotation, molecular function: phosphatidate phosphatase activity; DNA binding; zinc ion binding. Gene Ontology annotation, biological process: DNA-templated transcription; regulation of DNA-templated transcription. Gene Ontology annotation, cellular component: actin cortical patch. Lineage: Eukaryota; Fungi; Ascomycota; Sordariomycetes; Hypocreales; Bionectriaceae.
AUGAAGCUGCCAACGCCUGACCACCUUUGCGACUACCUGACCACAGGUCCAGACGGCCCUCGAUCGCUCAGCAUGGCUACAUUCGACCCUGCCGCCCUUGCCGCCGAGAUGCAGACUCGAACGCGCGAGGAAGCUCGAUUUGACGAGUUUGAAGCCCAGCUCCCCGACCCUAAACACUCAUCCUUCCAGAUACCUACGCCCAAGGGAGAUGUGGGCAUUAUUGGCGGUCUCUUUCGCGCUAUUGGCGAUCUCAACCCUCUGGGGAAGAAUGUCACCAAGGAUGACGUGGUCUGGCUGCUGGACAACACUGCUUUCCGGACGUCGAGGCUGAAGAGCUGGCAAGCCGAGUACGUCGCUGCCGUCUUCGAGAUGGACCCUCACUGCAAAGUCACCGACAUUGUCUCUCGGAUCGCCGAGCAACUGGGCCUCGCCGACGAUGCCGCAGAGAGGGAGACCAUUGCGGAGAGGAUCCUGCCAUUUCUCUGGGACAUUCGCAUGGUGCGCAUCGUCAAGGUCCGCACGGAGGGCAAGGAUCUUAAGAUGACGCCCACCAACGUCAACGGCAUCUCGACGCAGGUCAUGAAGAUCCCCAGCGCCGACAAGGGCACCAUUGUGAAGAGUCGGGCCGUGGUGCCCCAGGGCGUCUCGGGUAUUCUGGAGGCGAACACGGUGUACGCCGGCCCCAAGGGCUGGGCCAUCAUCUCGGAUAUCGACGACACCAUCAAGAUCACCACGACGAGCAGCCCGACCGGCAUUGUCCAGAAGACAUUUGUCGACGAGCCGACCCCUGUGCCUGGUAUGCCCGAGCUGUAUGCCCAGGUGAAGGCAUCCAUGCCCGAGGACACCCCUUGGUUCUACCUGUCGGCGUCGCCCUACAACCUGUACCCGUUCCUCAAGGAGUUCCGCGACAAGUACUACCCGCCGGGCACCAUGAUUCUGCGCGACUUCUCGUGGAAGACCGUCGCCGGACUGCUGUCCGCCCUGACGAUGGGGACAGAGGAGUACAAGACCGACCGCAUGCACAAGAUCAACUCCUGGCUCCCCGAGCGGAAGAUGAUUGUCAUUGGCGACUCGACGCAGUCGGACCCAGAGGCAUAUGGCGAGAUCUACCGUACCGUGCCCGGCUGGAUCGAGCUCAUCCUCAUUCGCAAGGUCGGGGACGUGUCUGCCAUCGGCAUCGCGGACAAGAACGACCCCGAGCGAUUCGAGAAGGCGUUCCAAGGUAUCCCCAGGGAGGCGUGGCACGUUUUCACGGAACCCUCCGAGUGCUCGAGAUUGAUCCAAGAUGUCGUGGGCAAGCGCUCGCGAGCCAAAGUCAAGUGCGCCCACGAGGGCGAGCCGCCCUGCUCACGAUGCGCCAAGUCAAAGUUGCCAGGCUGCACUUUGCUACGGCCUCGUGUGGACUUGGAGAAGGCGAAUCGCGUGAGGGCAAAGCGUAAAGAGGAGAAGCGUGCUGCGCUGGCGGCGGCAUCGCAAGCGACCAGUGCGCCCGAGACGUCCCCUAGUAUGCCCACGCCGAGGAGCAGUCAUCGGACUUCACUACGGACACCACAGGAGGAGCACGAUGAGGCUGAUGAGCAGGAUACCGAAGGCGCGAAACUCGACCUACUCAGUGUCGAUCGCCACAUUGGCACCUUGCCCAAUAGCACGAUCCUCAAGUCGCUAAACACCUUUUCCAACAAGUUCCCCGAGCUGGCGAUAUUGCACCUGCCCACCUUUAUGCAGGAAUUUGAAUCGCCAUCAUGCUCCAGGGAGAGCAUGGCGCUCCUCGCGGCGGUCCUGGCCGUGACGAGGUCGCAACUCGCCUCGCAGGGUGCUGCCUGGACAGAGGGCCUCUUGAGCCGGGAAGAGUAUGCCACAUAUGCCAAGGAGCGCCUACAGGAGUUCAUGUUGAAGGAACCCAAAGUCCAGGUCGUGCAGGCGCUGCUCAUCAUUACGCUCCACGAAUGGGGCACGCGAGACUUCCACAAGGCGUGGGUGUACUGCGGCAUCGCGAUCCGCAUCAUGCAGGCGCUGCACAGCCAGCGUGUCUCGCCGUACCCUCUCGAUCCCAGCAGCGAGCGUGGCCGACCCGCGCGCAACGCCGUGACGGCCGCCAUCGAGACACGCGCGUACUGGGCGUGCUUUCUGAUGGACUGCAUGGUCAACUCGGGGACGUACAACCCACCCAUGCUGCCCAUGUCGGAGAUGCACAAGCUCAAAAUCCCCCGGCCGCUGUCCGCCGUCGAGUUCGCCUUUGGACCCGAGCUGCCACCGCACACCAUGCCCCUCGCCGGCGGCGGCGCGCUGGACAUUACGCAGUCCUUUGAGAUCCUCGUCGGCGGGUUCGAGAUCUGGGCCAAGGUGAUGGAGUUCAUCUUCAACGACGGGCGCAAGGCGCCGGGCAUGUGCGCGCCGCACAACUGUCCCUGGGUGCCGGGGUCGCCCUGGAUGUCCAGCUGGAGCCGGCUCCGGUCCUGGCGCGCCGACCAGCAUCGCAACCUGCACUACCCCAGCACCAGCGUCGCGGUGCACAUGACGCUCGGGUACGGGGAGACCUUUACGUACCUGAACCUGCUUUACUAUGUGAGCAACUUGAUGUUGCACCGCGAGUACACGCCAUUCCUGCCCACGCCGGAAAGUGUCCCACAGGGGCCGGUGGACAAGCCUCUGCUCGAGGCCACGGCGCCCAACGGGUGGUGGGAGGACAAUGCGGCCGAGAUCUUUGGAUCGGCCGAGAACAUUGCACUACUCCUCCACGAGGCGUCCGAGUGCGGUGUUCCGCUCAUGACCCCGUUUGCCGGGUUCUGUGCCUUUUCCGCCUGCUAUGUGCUAGUCUAUGUGUACCGGUUCCCGCGGAUGAACCUGGGUCGAAGUCCACGCGCAGAAGAAUGUAUGCACAUGUGCAUGGACUAUCUACACCAGUUCCGAAACGUAUGGAAGAUUGCCGACGGAUGGAUUAAGACACUGCAAUAUGCAUCACUACUCUACGGCCGUGCCGCAACAGAAGGCCGGUACCGAGGACGUACGAGAGCAGACUUUGACAACCUGCACCAGUCUGUGCACGAGUUCCGCGUCGUGGACCGUUCCGAGCAGCAUCUGCAGGAGAUUGAUGGCGCCGAUCGUCCCGUUGAGCAGCCCGACGGUAGGCGCCAUCUAUACCAGCACCAGCACCAACCACACGCGACCCAAGACGAGCCGGACCGCUUCGCGGGCUCCUUUGGCUUCGAUGACCAGACCAUGGAUACCAACAUGCUGCUCAACCAGCUCAUGGCCGAGGUCAGCACCAAUGUCGACGAGCAGGGCGCCUGGUCCCAGUGGUGGCCGACCAUGCAGGAGGUGGAACUGCCAGAGGGUGUGCCCCUGCUCAUGUAA